This is a messenger RNA of Gadus chalcogrammus (walleye pollock), 3336 nucleotides long. RefSeq names its product ankyrin repeat domain 10b (gene ankrd10b). The record is from RefSeq and is a predicted model, not a curated record. Bases 207 to 1166 code for a protein of 319 amino acids. Lineage: Eukaryota; Metazoa; Chordata; Actinopteri; Gadiformes; Gadidae. The transcript has 5 exons. Gene Ontology annotation, molecular function: protein binding.
CCGAGCUUCUCAUGUUUCAAUCCGUCCAUCGUUAGCGCGCUGAGCCUCCCGCUCUUCUGCGCGUGUGUGUGUGUAGUCAGGCAGAAGCACGCAGUUGCAUACUCUGAGGCGGGGGUCUUAUUUGGGAAACGACCGGAAAAUCCCACACGUCGUACCGGAGCGGUGAGCCGUCGUGUCUGCCUCGUUUCCGUCCAUCUCGGGCCAGGAUGUCGGGAGACGCCGAGUCGUCCGGGUUCUCGAGCGAGGAGGUGCUGAACCUCCGCUUCCCUCUCCACCGCGCGUGUAGGGACGGGGACGUCGGCGCGCUGUGCGAUCUCCUCCGGUGCGUCACGAGCCCCGCGGAGCUCGCGGCGGAGGACUCGUUCUACGGCUGGACGCCGAUCCACUGGGCCGCGCACUUUGGACAGCUGGAGUGCGUGAUGCGUCUGGUGGCGGUGGGCUGCGGUGUGAACGCGGUGACCUCGCGCUUCGCCCAGACCCCCACCCACAUCGCCGCCUUCGGGGGUCACCCCGCCUGCCUGCUGUGGCUGCUGCAAACCGGGGCGGACAUUAGGAAACAGGACUAUGUGGGAGAGGCCCCGGUCCACAAGGCUGCCCGCGCGGGCAGCCUGGAGUGUGUGAGGGCUCUGCUGACGCAGGGCGCCCAGGCUGACCUGAGGAACGCCAGCGGGCUGACAGCGGCCGACCUGGCUCACGCCCAGGGCUUCCGGGAGUGCGCUGAGGUCCUCUUCAACGCCCAGAACAUCCAGAGGAACCUAGCCCCCGCCCAGGGCCCGCUGGGGGGGUUCGGCCUGAACGGGUCCGCCCACAACGGGGACCACGCCCUCCAGGGGCGCAGCUUCCUGUCCGCAGCCCCGAACAGGAAACGGUCGUUUGAUGGCAUGGAGGACAGUCAGUUUAAGAAGCCAAGAACCAACGGCUUCGGCGCCCCCCCAGGACUGCUGAACGGAGGAGGCGCUGGAGAGGACCUCAUGGAGAGCAUGCUGGAGGAGUCCUCCUCAACCUCAGGUGGGCCCGCCCCCUUUACCUUCGGGCCCUUGGCCCCGCCCCCCGGGCCGGACCAGAGGGAGGACUGGGCCCCCGCCGCGCCCCGGGAGCAGGAGAUCAUCACCGUGGGCGCCAUGCAGACCCCCUGCCGCUGCACCAACUCCUACGCCUACCUCUAGGGGGCGUAGCUCUGGAGGGCGAGGCGCCCCCUCUGGAGGGUUAGCACCUAGCUUCAGAGGGUUAGCACCUAGCUUCAGAGUUAGCGCCUAGCUUCAGAGUUAGCGCCUAUCUUCAGAGUUAGCACCUAGCUGCAGAGUUAGCGCCUAGCUUCAGCGGGUUAGCGCCUAGCUUCAGAGGGUUAGCGCCUAGCUUCAGAGGGUUAGCCGGCCGUGGUGUUGUAGUGGCUCGUCUAGGGGUUUACUUUGUUGCUUUGGAAUAGAGUUGUGUCACAAUGGGUUGUCCACCUUUUCUUAAGAUGAGUAAUAUAUUAUUCUCCUUCGAGGUUCCUCGUUUGUUAGAUCUGUUGGUCUGUUUUGGUCAAGGUUAUAAAAGUUGUAUAAAAGAUUUUGGUUGGUAAACAGAAUGUUUGUUUUCUUGCACAAUUUACAGGAACAUGAUAACCAGGGAUGUGUAGACCAGUGGGUCGGGAGUUUGUGAUGGCUGUAAAUAUAGGGCCCAAAUUCAUGCAUCUACACAAGUAAAACUUAGUUUUAGAAGUUCUCAGAAGGGAGAGUUUGUGUGUUCAGUGCCUUGUUACCCUUGGUUCACAUCCAUUCAGGGGAUUUCUUCGUUUAGCUUUAGCGUGACAAUUUCCUUCUCAUUUGUUAGAGGAGAGUUUCACUAUAAGCCAAAGCAUAUAAGGAAUGUUAUUAAUCAAGAUGAGCUACACUGAAGCCGUCCUCGGUGUGGAGGUUCAGGCUGACGCUCAAUGUGUAAAUCUGGUGUAAAGAUGGUAGCUGGAGUUCUACUGUUGGCCGACGACAUGUGGGAUUAAUCGCUGCUCUUGUGACUCUUGAUGUCAUGAAUGACAGUAUAGGGAAGUUUAGCUUGUUGAUAUUGACUAUCUCAAUUCAGCUUUGACAUUUACAAAUGGAGGCUAGGUCAGGAUGUUCUGUCUCAUUAAACUAAUCGAGGCAUUUGUUAAAGGAACGUCCCGGGCUGAGGGAGGGGCGGAACUACGGUUCUCUGAUGUGCUGAACCCAGGAGGGGUUCGGGUUGAGGCUCUGAACAGAGAGCUCUCCUCACCCAGGGAGACGUUGAGUCCUCCAGGCCGGUCAGACCGCCUGGAGCCCCGGCUGUGGCCUGGAGCCCCGGCUGUGGCCUGGAGCCCCCGGCUGUGGCCUGGAGCCCCCGGCUGCGGCCUGGAGCCCCCGGCUGUGGCCUGGAGCCCCGGCUGUGGCCUGGAGCCCGGUCCUCCAGGCUGCGGUCCUCCAGGCUGCAGCCUGUGACAGUGUGUCACUCCAGCUCUGCCAGCUGUUCUGUACUGCGUGCCGUGACCGCUCCUCUAUAUUGUGGUUUUGUCUCAUCUCUAGUGGCAGGUGAAACACACUCUGGGGAUUUUACCUCAAAUGGCCACAGCCAGCGAGGGGGGGGGACCCCAGAGACCGGCGGGGUCCAGCAGCCUGCCUACGGGGACGAGGCUCCCAGUGCAGGCAGUCAGCUGGAGCACCAGACGUCGGUCAAGGCAGAGCAGUUUUAUGACCACGCGUUCUUCAGCACAAUGCUCCUCUACCACGGGUCAUGAGACCGGGUCUUCAGCACCAUGCUCCUCUAUAGGCUCAUGAGACCGGGUCUUCACCUCACAACCACGCUAUGCUUCAUUUGUUAAAAAAAUUAAAAGAAACACAUGGAAGGGAAGGCUUGUAUUUCCAGAAUUUGCUGUUUUCAAUGUAUAUACUUGUUCUGUCUUUGUUAAUGUUUUUGUUAUUAGAACCAAUACCAUAAGUUCAUUGGUCACUAUGCUGAGCUUCGUUUUUUUAAAUACACUUUAUUAACUGGUUUUAUUUGGGAACGAAUACGCAUCGAUGUAUUUAACCAAUGCCUGUACUCUGAUAAUCCUGUUUAAUUAAGGACUUAUGUAUUUUUCAGAUUUCUUGAUACAAGUUUGAUUGGAUGAUUGUCACAAUGCUCAUUAAUUACAAAUAAAGGGUUUGUGAAACUAAACCUUCAAUCUUUUGGCAAGAACUGUUUAUUCUAAUUUUUGUAACAUUUCUCUGAUUCCCAAAGCGCACAUCACUGAUUUGUUAUCUAUGGUUACUUUAUAGUACAUAUACAUGUGAAUGUAAAGCUAUAUCAGUUGAAUAAUGGGUCCAAUCUCACCUGUCGGUACGAGCCAGAACCCACCCUAUG